UAGUUUAUUUGUCACUGGCUAUCACUAGUCGAAAGGCGUGAAGGUUGGAGUGCCAGUUUUCAUUUUCGUAAAAUUUUGUAAAUAGGGCAGAUGACAAAAGAUUGUCCGCUCAAUAAAUGUAAAAGAAAUUAGUGAUAAGAAUCGCGACGAAAAAUGAUUCACAGUUUGUUUAUAAUAAAUCCCUCGGGGGAUGUAUUCCUAGAGAAACAUUGGAGAAGUGUUAUACCGCGUUCUGUGUGUGAUUAUUAUUUGGAAGCACAGAGAGCAUCGCCUAAUGAUGUCCCACCAAUACUGGCUGCACCACAUCAUUACUUGAUCUCUAUACAAAGAGGAGGUGUAGCACUUGUGGCAGUAUGUAAGCAAGAAGUUACACCUCUUUUUGUUAUAGAAUUCUUACACAGGGUUGUUGACACAUUCCAAGAUUACUUUUCAGACUGCACUGAAACUAUAAUAAAAGAAAACUAUGUAGUUGUUUAUGAGUUAUUGGAUGAAAUGUUAGACAAUGGGUUCCCAUUGGCCACAGAAAGUAAUAUCUUGAAGGAAUUGAUCAAGCCACCCAAUAUUUUAAGAACAAUUGCCAAUACUGUCACAGGGAAAUCAAAUGUUUCAUCAACUUUACCAUCCGGUCAACUAUCAAAUGUGCCAUGGCGGCGGUCGGGCGUCAAAUACGCUAACAACGAGGCUUAUUUCGACGUUGUUGAAGAAGUCGAUGCCAUAAUUGAUAAGAGUGGUGCUACAGUGUCCGCUGAGAUACAGGGAUAUAUUGAUUGCUGCAUAAAGUUAAGUGGCAUGCCAGAUUUGACACUCACAUUUGUGAAUCCGCGGCUCUUUGAUGAUGUAUCAUUCCAUCCGUGUGUGAGAUUCAAACGUUGGGAGUCUGAAAGAAUUUUAUCGUUUAUCCCGCCCGAUGGUAGCUUCCGCUUGAUGUCGUAUCAUAUUGGGUCACAAAGCGUUGUUGCAAUACCGAUUUAUGUGCGUCAUAAUCUGACUCUACGCUCGAACGGUGACCAAGGCCGUUUGGACCUCACCGUGGGACCGAAACAAACUAUGGGAAGAACUUUGGAGAAUGUUGCGCUAGAAAUAUGCAUGCCGAAAUGUGUUCUAAAUUGCUGUUUAACAGCCAACCAGGGAAAAUAUUCUUAUGAUCCUGUCAGUAAAGUACUUUUAUGGGACAUAGGACGUAUCGAACUGCCGAAACUACCGAACAUUAGAGGAACCGUUUCGGUGGCUACUGGGGCCGAUACUUCAGGCGCCAACCCCAGCAUCAACGUGCACUUCACGAUACCACAGCUAGCUGUCAGCGGGCUGCGCGUGAGUCGGCUCGACAUGUACGGAGCUAAGUACAAGCCAUUUAAGGGCGUCAAGUACAUCACCAAAGCUGGCAAGUUCCACAUAAGGAUGUGAUGCGGGGAGGAUGCUCAGAGAACAUGGAUACAUCCCGGAAUAUUGAUUUAAAUACUACGCCAAUGUUUAAGGUCAUUGAACUGAUUUUAUUCAAUUAUGGGCGAAAUGUUCUUUAUUUAUUAAAGAAUUAUAUUACGUUCUAUCAUAAACAAUAUGAUCUGUGACUAUAUGUGUAUGAGUUAUUUGUCAAGAAUUAUUAGAGAGGGCUGGAAAUGUUUACCGCCGACGUUAUCAAAAAGUAUGUACAUUCCUGUUAUAUCCCAAAUUACUUAUCUAAAUAUUAUUAUUCUUAUUAUAUUUUUGAACGACGGAGAACACAAUGUAUUUAGAAUAUUUCGAUGUAUGGACAAGUAGUUUUUAACGGAUGUUCUGAUAUCUAUUAAAUAGAUUUAUAAUCGAAUGUAUAAUUGAAUAUUUGUAAAUUAAUUGGUCUGUAAGUCGAGACAUUUGUUAUAAAUUGUAAAUAUUAUAACUUUUCUAUAUUCAUGUAUGUGUAUUGUACAACUUUCAUUCGUUUUUUCUCACUUGGAAAGUUGAUCUUAGUAAAAAAGUUAAGUCCUGUAAAACAAAAUAGUUAAAAAGAUUUUUGAAAUAUGUAGUAUAAAGCGCUUUUUAAAAAAAUCGACUGAUUAUUAUAAUGGCAUGUAAGUUUAUAUCCAA
Molecule: messenger RNA, 2064 nt
Organism: Manduca sexta (tobacco hornworm)
Lineage: Eukaryota; Metazoa; Arthropoda; Insecta; Lepidoptera; Sphingidae
Gene: carmine
Product: AP-3 complex subunit mu-1
Exons: 10
Coding region: 154-1404 (416 amino acids)
Biological process (GO): intracellular protein transport; endocytosis
Cellular component (GO): clathrin adaptor complex; cytoplasmic vesicle
Source: RefSeq, a predicted model, not a curated record